Molecule: messenger RNA, 2373 nt
Organism: Salvia miltiorrhiza (redroot sage)
Lineage: Eukaryota; Viridiplantae; Streptophyta; Magnoliopsida; Lamiales; Lamiaceae
Product: pentatricopeptide repeat-containing protein At2g22410, mitochondrial
Exons: 1
Coding region: 59-2071 (670 amino acids)
Biological process (GO): RNA modification
Molecular function (GO): protein binding; RNA binding
Source: RefSeq, a predicted model, not a curated record
CGCCGCGCCGCCGGCGAGGUAGAAGGCAGGCAUUUUGGAUGUGUGUGUUGUGCGUGUAAUGCUGUUCCGCUUCAUCCAUAGCCGGCAACAAUGGCGUUCCCUCAAAUUCCGUCAUCUUCACACACUCUCUCUCCCACCCACAGCUAACAAACCCCCCAAUUCUAACUGGAACACAACCCACAGAUUCGUGCUCUCAAAUCCCACUCUCUCUCUUCUGGAGGCCAAAUGCAAAUCCAUUUCCCACCUCAAGCAAAUCCAGUCGCAAAUGCUCGUCACCGGCCUCGCCCUCGACGCCCUCGCCUACAGCCGCUUGGUGACUUUCUCAGCGCUUUCUCAAACGGGCGAUCUUCGUUAUUCCAAAAGAUUACUGUUUGCGAUGCCCAACCCGAAUGCGUUUUCUUGGAAUGUGGUGAUUAGGGCGAUCGUGGAGAGCCGCUGCCCGUUUGAAGCUCUGAUUUUGUACAAGAAAAUGUUAGUUUUCGUGAGGCCCGAUAACUAUACUUUCCCUUUAUUGUUCAAAGUUUGUGCUAAAUUCUUGCUUUCCCGCUUGGGGCGUGGGAUUCUGGGUCAUGCUGCGAAGAUGAAUUAUGACGGCGAUACAUAUGUGCGUAAUGCUUUGAUUCAUUUCUUGGCUGCUUGUGGGGAGUUGGAGGCUGCGCACCAAGUGUUUGAUGAAAGUCGUGUGAGGGACUUGGUUUCUUGGAACUCUUUGAUCAAUGGGUAUGUGAAGAGUGGGAGAGGGGAGGAGGCUUUGAGGGUGUACGGUGGGAUGGAGAAUGUUGUUGAUCCGGACGAGGUCACGAUGAUUGGUGUUGUUAUGGCUUGUGCUCAGUUGCAGGAUUUGGAGCUUGGCCGUAAGUUUCAUCGACGUAUAACGGAACGAGAGGCGAAUGUGGGGGGCGUCCGCCUUGCUAACGCGCUUCUGGAUAUGUACGUGAAGUGCGGGGAUCUUGAGAAGGCGAAGGAGUUGUUUGAGAGGAUGGAGGAGAAGACGGUGGUGACUUGGACCACCAUGGUGGUGGGGUACGCGAAGCACGGCUAUUUUGACGUUGCUCGGAGGCUCUUUGAUGAGAUGCCGGAGGAGAAGGACGUUGUCCCGUGGAACGCGAUGUUGAGCGCUUAUGUCCAAGCCCAGCAUGGGAAGGAAGCGUUGGCUCUGUUUCAUGAGAUGCAAGCAGAGGAAGUCGAACCGGAUGAGGUGACCAUGGUUAGCUGCUUAUCUGCCUGCGCGCAGCUUGGAGCACUCGACGUCGGAAUCUGGAUUCAUCGCUACAUUGAGAAGCAUAGCCUCUCCGUGAACGUCGCUCUCGGCACGGCCUUGGUGGACAUGUAUGCCAAGUGCGGCAACAUCGCGAAGGCGCUGCAGGUUUUCCACGAGGUUCCGGGCAGGAAUGCUUUGACUUACACAGCUAUAAUCGGGGGGUUAGCGCUCCACGGUGAUGCACGGGACGCGCUGUCUUGCUUCCACGAGAUGAUCCGCGGUGGCCUGAGGCCGGAUGAAGUAACCUUUCUCGGGGUUUUAACGGCCUGCUGCCACGGAGGGUUGGUGGAAGAGGGUCGGAAGGUGUUCUCGGUCAUGAAAUCCGAGUUCAACACUUCCCCGGAAGUCAAGCACUACUCGUGCAUGGUGGACCUUCUUGGCCGGGCCGGUCUUCUUAACGAGGCUAUGGAGCUUCUCGAGAGCAUGCCCGUGGAGGCGGAUGCCGUGACUUGGGGAGCCAUGUUUUUCGCCUGUCGGAAGCACGGAAACGUCGAGCUGGGGGAGAGAGCUGCGAUGAGGCUUCUUCAGCUGGAUCCUUAUGACAGUGGGAUUUACGUGUUGCUCGCGAGCAUGUACGUCGAGAGAAAGAUGUGGCGCGAGGCCGAGGAGGUGAGGAAGAUGAUGAGGGAAAGAGGAGUAGAUAAGACCCCUGGUUGCAGCUCCAUUGAAGUUGAUGGAAAUCUGUUCGAGUUCAUAGUGAGAGACAAAUCGCAUUCUCAAUCAGACCAGAUAUAUGAGUGCUUGGCUCAGUUAACAAAACAAACAGGGGUAGUGGAAUGCAUAACUGGUGAGAUUAUGUUUGGCUCCUGAAAUAGGCUGCCUUAGUACUUAGCAAGAUACAACAACAGAUUAAUGAAUGAGUCGAUUUGUGGAUGAGUCGACCAAUGCAGGGCAUUGACUCAUAACUGACUUCCGUGGAUGAGCCUCCAACCGACUCAAUAGAUGUGGAUGCUCUAACUUGUGCUAUGGUUGGACUUGGUAUACUAUGGAAUGAAUACUUAACGAGCAUGAGGAAAUCCGGUGAAAAUGCUAAGCAAAGGCGUCAUAAAAUGUUACUCCCUCCGUCCCAUUACUAAUGCUCGAUUCCUUUUCUUACAAAAUCACGUAUAUUU